This is a messenger RNA of Periconia digitata, 2220 nucleotides long. The record is from the annotation of a GenBank genome assembly. NCBI's taxonomy places the organism in Eukaryota, Fungi, Ascomycota, Dothideomycetes, Pleosporales, Periconiaceae.
AAGAUCGGGAUGCUGCAGGCAAGAGACAGUGGCGAUGGGAAUUUUUCGACUUUUUGGGCCAACGUUUCCUGGAUGGCUGGUCACGUUUUCGGGCGCGCGCGCGUCGCGUGUCUCGUUAAGCAUUGGAUGCGGGGCGGGCAAGUCCACUCAACCAACAACAUCCCACGGCGCCACGCUCGAGCAUCCCGUAUCAACUGCCCCUCCGCUAUGGGGAGCAGAGUCGAAGCGUACUUCCCGGUGCAGCGCAUUGCCCAGGCCUGCCUACAAUGUCGGCGGAAAAAAUGCCGGUGUAGCGGCGACCGGCCUGUUUGUGCCCAAUGUCAAAGGCUCAACACCGACUGCGUGUAUCCCGUCGAGGCCGCCCCUCGCCCGCAGGCUCCGAGACAGCAGGCUGCCAGUCCAGCGGGCGAACAGGAGGCCCACCGUCCCAGGGAAGCUGCUAGAUCAAAUAGACCAGAGACUGCAGAUGUCGCGGAUAAGCUCGCGACUCUCGAGGCCAAGAUCGAGAAUAUGGCGUCAAGUCUUCAACGGAUCGAAAGAUGCCUCAACACCUUGAUGGAUGGUGGCGGCCUCAGGACCGCGGAGUUUCCGACCCCCUCUAGACAGGUUGAAAGUAGCCCAAGGAUGGAAUUUCCAACUUCGGAGCGACCCAACAGCGGAUUUGAAGAGUCGCAUAAUAAUAAUGAUGAUGAUAGUGCGAACAGUGACUUUGGACUGCCCGAAGACGUCUUCAUGGCAGUCAUUGAUUCUUAUUUUACUUACUGCCAGAACCAGCCGUACUCGUUCUUUCACGAGCAGAACUUCCGGCAACGUCUAUCCAAACAGGCCAUCCCGAGGCAUCUCGUACUAGCUGUCAUGGCCACUGCUACUCGGUUCUGCUCUCACCCAUAUUUUGCCAAUCGUGCCCUGGAAAUGUCUAUCGAAUAUGCAAACAGUUCUUGGAAGUUGAUUGUGUUGAAUUGUUUCACCAAUGCGAGGGUGGCUGAGGUGUCGGCAGUCCAGACAGUGGCCUUGUUGGGCUUGUUCGACUUUACUGCUGGCGGAUUACGCCAUGGCUCAGCUUGGGUCAAAGUCGGCCUGGCUGUUCGGAUGGCACAGGAUUGCGGGCUGAUGCUGAACAACGCGAUGCAUCUCUCAAAUGCGGAACAGGAAGAACGGCGAAGGGUCUUUUGGUCAGUCUACCUCUUGGACAGACUGGUCUCCUGUGGCCGCGGUCGACCACCGGCUAUCGUUGAUGCAUCAUGCCAAGUACAACUGCCUUGCGACGAGUCGAUAUUCAGGGAGGGCUUAUGGGUCAAGACGCAAUCCUUGGACGAGAUCACCAACCGAACUCUCCCGGUGGCACAAAGGCAAUGUCCAUCAGCUCAAGUGAUCGCUAUUGCACAUGUCUUGGGGCGGUGCGCGCAAUAUGUGCUCCAGGAUUUCAAUAUCAGAGGCCCUCAUCCCCCGUGGGAUCCGGGCUCCGACUUUGCAAGCAUAGAGUCUGAUCUCCUGCAUUUCGAAUCAUACUUGGAGAUCCAGAGGCCAGUGAGCGAAAUGCUUGCACCGCACAUGUCGGCAGAUGGUGUAGUGGACAGCCAGUCGACAGGGCCGAUCAUAUUCUCCCGGGCACUCUUUCACCUCUGCUAUUGUCUCCUCAAUCACCCAUUCCUCUUGCGGCGACGCAUAAACACAUGCCACAACCUCGCACCCAUAAGCUUCAUCAACCGAUCAUCUGAUUUGGCCUGGCUCCAUGCGCAGCAGAUGUUGGCCCUCAUCCGGGAAGCACGCAAACUUGGCUGCUCAUUCCAUUCGUCAUCCAGCGGUUACGCGGUGACUGUCGCGGGGUCUGUUCUCGCUCUUCGGACUUAUGACCCUGAUUCCAUCGCCUCUGGUCAAGCACGAAUACUCCUCGAAGAGGCAUUGAUGAAUCUUGAUAUGAUUGGUCAGCACUGGGAAAAUGUUAGAACGAUGGUAGCUUCGACGCUUCGACGAUUAGUCCGUGACGACUUUUCAGGGAGUUACCUGAGUGGCCUGACGCAAAUCUUGGAUUUAACGCCCGUCGAGGAAGAGGCCUUGUGGACAGUCGUUGACUACAACACCAUGUCAAAUCAAAUGAGCGAAGAUAUGAUAAUGAGCGACCAGCUGGAGGAUGGCACGAUACCUAACCCAUGGGUCGACUUAUUCGGCCCAAUCGACUAUGCCAUACUGUCCAGCGUCAAUGCGACGAAUGCUGAAUGA